AUCACAGGGAGGCUGACCUGACGAACAAUAAGGUGAAGCGUUAGCUCGCAAAAGGAAAAGCAGCAUGCAUGAGCAUGAGCAGCAACUUUUUUGCCUCAUGUGGAUAAAUAUGUCUGGCGCGCCCGUACGGGACCCAUGUUGCAGAGGGACGCAGAGGUCGCAGAAGUCGCGGAAUGGUGUGAGCGAAACGGGUAGGGCGAGGUAGCUAGAGUGGAGAUCUACAGGAAACAAGCUUACUCCCACGCAGUACGACGAGGCUUUCUCACGCGCACCCUUUCGCUUUCCUAUCCCGGAGGACGACCAGACAACGACAAGGUGAAAAUGGCGGACAGUCUCAAUCCCCCCGAUGAAAGCCACAAUUACGAUCAGGAACAUGAAACCCCCUUGCCAAGUUGGAACACGCUGGAUUUCGGUGCGGGUAUGCAAGAGCUGACUAUUCUGCGCGCUAUUGAGGAAUACUUGACCUAUCACGGAUUCGAGAAGUCGCUGAAGACACUAAAGAAGGAAGCGACAUCGCUGAACUCCAAUCAUGCGGCAGCGAGCUCGCAGUCGUACACGCCGGAAGCUCUGCUCGAGGCAUUUGACUCCGGUAUAGCAAUCACUAUAGGCACGUGCAUUUGAAGCAUGUAUAGCUGCGUCUGUCACUGUCUGUCGAUUUCAAUUUAUUCCGUUGGCUGCGAAAAGGAAAACAAUGAAAGUAAAACUUCUCUACUUCAGGCGACAGCGUGCGGUUUUUCCGAGGCUGGCGCCGACUGGAGCAGGCUAGUGCAGCGGCGACCAACUCAGUUUCCCAUCUUUCUUCGCUCGAGUUGCGGUUGCGUGUGUACUUUGCCAUCCUGCCCAUGCGCAAGCGGCUGCAGAACAACGAGAAGUUUCCGCGACAGAAGCAGGGCGAGUUCGAGGAACUGAAAGAAUACUUGGCCGAGCACCAAGACGAGGACGGCUCCAUGGUGGCGUUCUACGCUUUGCCGUUUGUGCCGACGCCACACCAACACCCAGAACUCAAGCACAUCUUCGCGCAGAAGUGGGUUGAUGACCUCCGAGCAGAAACGUCCAAGGUGCUGCACGAGUUUCCCUCCUCUGCGCAAAAUGCCCCAAGGUGCGUCGUCCUACUGCUUGUUUACUAUGUAUCUUCUUGCACGACACUGAUCAUAAAUGGGAUUCCUAGAUAGUAAGACGAAAUUAGAGCAUUCCUUACGAAUUAUAAAUAUACACUUUGCAACGUGUUUUGCAACGGCUUCAUUCCCGACUAGGUAUCCCUUCCUGUACGCGUUGAUCGAGGGACCAGUAGCUGGCAGUGCCAGCUCUCUGUAUCCGGUGCGGGAUCUUCUGCAGAUUUCGGAGCUGGCGCUGAAGCACAUGGGCGAGGCACUGCAGCAGUCCAACAGCAGCAGCGACGAGCACCUCGGAGCCGGGCUCCUCCCGCAGCUAGCAGAUCGGUAUCAGUACGGAGGCUCGAGUUCCAGUACGUCGGCAAACCCCACCAGAAACGGGCAGCCUGGAACACAACUCCCAGCUUCCUCGUCCGCAGGAGGUGGCGGAGGUGCCAAGCAGUGGGAGGCGUACGAAGACCUCAAGCGCAAACUCAACGGCGUCGUGCAGCAGCUCUACUCGCGGCGUGGUUCCAUGAUGCUCUUCGAAGCCGACAGCGCGCGCGCCAACAUUAAAAGCCGCGGAGCGCUGGUGUCUCGGGGGGUACACAGUCGGCAGUCCCUGUACAGCCGCUACGGCGCGCGGCCGAGUCGGCAGUCAACCUUGUACUCGCGGUCCGGGUCGCGGUCCCGCACGCUCGGGAUCAUGGCUGCGCAGGCCAACAGCGGCGGGGCCAGCAUCGAGCAAAUCGGUCCUUGCGCGCGGUUUGAUUUCCAGCGGAUUCGGACUGCGCUGCAAAACCCGCCGCCAAACAGCCCGGCGACCCUCCAGAACGACCUUUUCAUCAGUAUCUUAAAGCACUGCUGCUCCGCCUUCGAUCCUCUGGCCGACCGCCGCGCGUUCCUCCAUGGCAUCUGCUGUUUCGACAUCUUGCACGUCGGGGCGUCCGCAAGUGCGGAUACUGGAGCUGGACCACUGACUAGUACUAAUUACUCGAUUCUGAAAGUCAAAUCUCUUUCUGUUUUUCCCAUGAUUCUAUAUGAAGAAGAAAGUCCUGAAACUCCUGAAGGAAGUGUUUAAAGCGCGAAUCGAUCAUCUUCAUCCAGGCACCGGUGACCCGGCGUCCAGCGCUUUUGCGUCCUUUUUGCAGCUGGACGCGUGCAUUGCUUUGAUCGCCGUGAUAGCGUGUGAAGCCGGCGGGCGCGUGUACCUGUCGCAAAACCCAUCCCUGUUAAUCCGCGGGCUGAUGCAGCACCUGGGUCGGUCCGACAACACGGAGCUUCAGGCACUGGUGGCGUUGCAAAGGCUAUCACUGUCGCAAAAGAUGCAGGAAGCCAUGAUCUGUGACGAGCAGCUGAUGAGCUGGAUUUUGGGGGAGUUUCGCGAGUUCAUUCUGUUCUCGUCCUCCGCCUCCAAUUCUCUAAACCCGACACCAAUGGGCAGCAGCAGUGGGAAACUACUUCGUUCGUCUUCCUCCAACAACGCAAACGGUGCAACUGCGCCUCCACCUCCUGGUGGCACGAUACGUAAUGUAUCCACUGGAGAAGUAUCACGCAACUCGUGAAAAUUGCAGGCUGGCUGCAUGACAGAAGGUCCGCUUUUUCUUGCCCACCUGGUGAACUUGCAGCACAACCUCUGGAUAAAUUUGUAAUGUAGUCUCUACGAAGUGCGAUACUUUUCCAAUGCAUAGCACAGCAACGCGAACAACUCUGCGAGCUCCUCGAGCAGUUUGUGGCACCAGCAAGACCGCCUCUCGGCCUCCCAUUCCUCCGGAAGUGGUGGCGGCGCCAUCGCGGCUACUGGUAGUCUGGUGAUCACGGGGCAAGGCAACCAGCCAGAGCAGAUGAGCGCACCUUCGCAGCAAGAGCAGCACCAUUUGAUGAGUCGAGCAGGAGCAGGGUUAUUACCCAGUGCAGAUGCGGUUUCGCACGAAACCUUUAUGCAGAUGGCGCACAUCGUGCACACGGAUGACCCUUCGCGGCCGUCCCGCGGGACGCUGAUUUCAGAAAUUACACUGGAAUUCGGCAGUGCGCUGUUGAUGAAUUUGGCGUUGCGGAAGGCGGGCAAAAAUCAGCUCGAAAAGAUUCCGUCGACGCUGCCCGUGUUGGCGGCUCUGAUGCUGUGUCCUCACAUAGACUCCCAGGUUCGCACGUACGCAAACGGCACGCUGUACUCUCUGCUUGGAAGGCCGCACUUUCGCCAAGAAGCGGAAAGAAUUGGGUUUCGCAGCAUUCUGGAAAAGAAGCAGAAGCUGCACCAAACGAUACAGAAUCAGGCCGACUCAAGUUGUGCAGGUGGGGUAACAAGCAGCGGACAGCAGCACCAGGACAACACCUCGGAGCUCGGAAGGCAAGUAGACUGCCUUCUGGAGCUAUCAGCAGAAAAAAAACCACCCACAUCAAUUUUUUGCAUGACAAACGCCUGAUUUGAUACGUGUUUUACAUGACGAAUUGGAUGUGGAUGAGUUUUUUGCUGUGGAUAUGAACAGUUUUCGAAGAGCGCGGAUGCGGCCAUACUAGAAGAGGAAGUAUCCGAGUGUAGUUUUCGCUUUUAGCCGACACGCAGCACACGUGCAAGACGCUCCGUCAUCACCACUUCACGUGGUGACCACGACUACUUUCUUUGCAUAUGAAGCGGAAUCCUCUCAGAUCCUCCUUUAUUUAGUACAUAGAGAAAUGAAAAUGAAUAUACAUGCAUAUUGUAUAGUGCCCGUGGAGGUACGUCGGGUGUGUGCAGUCACCGUGUGUCUGUGUCGUCGUGCGGUAGCGGUGACGAGUUUCUGUUGCAUAAGGAGAAGAAGAGAUUGACGAGGGAGACGAGGAGUGCUUUCUGGCCGAGGAAGAGCUCUCUGCGUGGGUGAUUCCCCCGAAUUCCAAGGUAUCCGAGCUGUUGUCGGAACAAUUCGCGAUCGCCCCUCUGAGCAGCUCCGCCUUGUCCAACAGCGGCACAAGCUCCAUGGCAGCUGGCGGAAGUGCGAGCAAGACGAGAUCCAGUAAUAACACCAACAUCAACAACAGCAGCAGUCUCACCGCCGGCUCUUUACUACUAGCUGCAGGCAGUAGUGCUGGAAUUGGUACGAACGCAAACAGCCUGGAAGCGAACAACGCGCGCGUGUUUGCCCAGUUCCUCGAGAACAUGCACGCUCACAUUCGGCAGACGCGUGAAGCGGGGCAACGGAACCGCGGGAAGAUUUCCUCGCACACCUCGACGUCGCAGAGCAGCAGCUCGUCGGGGGUAAAUAACAACAACCAAGCGGUCAGCUCCGUCUCCAUGUCCAGUGCUGCAAACAGCGGUGGUGCGACGACUUCAGUGACGACACAAAACAGAAGUCUGAACACCAAUGGCACGGCUACAUCGAGUGUGGCGUCCAAUCCAAAUGCCUUCGCACCCAUCGUCCCUUUCUCGAGUGCAGGUGGGGCCACUUCUACCGCGCUCGGGUUGGACGUAGUAGAUCAGCAUACGUCGAGCAGAACUGCAGCGGGGGGAGGUGUAGACGGAGCAAGUAUACAGCAGAGCAGCAGCUCCUUGGGUGGGCCACCGUCUGUGUUAACGAACGUGAUGAACACGUCUGCGCGAAACUUCGACUUUAACACGAGCGGAAACAAAAAUCUUCUGCACGGCUCAGCGAACCACGGAGGAGGCCCCAGCAUCAGCAACGGCGGCGUGCUAAUUCAGGGAUCGAGCCUCGUCGCGAACUCUGCUGGGCUGUUAGUGAACUCCAUGCAGCGGAACUCUGGUGCGCACCACGGCGGCGCGUCGGCCUUACCGGCCACAGGCGAGCACCACCACGAGCACAACUACCAUCAUCCGUCUCAUCUGGGCGCGUCCACGUCUUCGUCCAGAGGCGGCUUUUCCACACGUGGCGCGUCGUCCCUGCGUGGAGGGCCCAACAGCAGCAGCGUCAUGAACCAGAGCAACAACAGCAACAUGCGCAUCAUGAACUCCUCAAGUAAGAUGAACACGCCCGCUGAUGAGCCGGAACUUACUGUGUCAGGAGAACCACCAUCGUACCACAACUUUCAAGGCCCGGCGGUUGCUACCGACCAUGCAGGCGGUCAGAAGAAAAAAUCAAGCUAUGGUACUGGGCAGUGGAAAUAGAGUCAGGCAGCUCUUGAAUUUCUUGCUUUACUCACCUCACUCUCGCAACAAAACUCACUGCUUCCUUCUUUUCAUAUGACAAAUUUAGUGUGCUUCAUUUGAUUUGUAAAUGCAUUUUUUACGUGACACGGAUCGUACUGACUCUGACACCGACAUGAUGAAGCUGGAACUGAGCAGUCCCCUAGAACCCGUGACCACUACACUUAAUUCUACAUUUGAGUGAUUGAUUCUCUCACUUUCCACAGGGCUUUUUGGUGGUGCAGGGCCAGGCGCAAAGCAUCAGCAGGACACUGGUGCAGGAGGCAAGAGUGCGACCACCAAGAGGAAAACCGGCCCCACGGCGAACUCGUCCACGCAACCAACGAAGGCAAAAACAGAGAACAAGCCCAAACCACGUGGCGGCUUUUUCGGUCUGGGGAGACAAUGAAUAGAAAAUCGCAACAGUAGAAGUAGAGCUCUUACAACUACGCCCCACUUGAAAAUUAGUGACUGUGGCCACCGCAUGCUCUCAACCAGAGCUAAAAUGAUCUCGUCAUCGUGGUCGACCGUACGCAGAGCUUGUCCGUUAUUUUCUCUUCGCAUUUCUUCGCAUGGAGAUGUUUCACUGACAACCACUUCAAGCUCGACUUCGUAGCAUAUUAGCAGCUCUUCCUUAGUAUCUAGGUAUUCACCAGAAAAUCCAGAUAGCUUCUGGGUCUUCUCUGGCACAAUUAGAACAAGUAGCAGCAACUACUACGUGCAGAGCUAUUAAAGAUAAAGCGAACAGCCUUAACUUUUUGUAUUCAGGACUAGAUCUUCAUUUUCCACUUUCACUUUUUGUUCUAGCUCACGUAGCAGGUGCGUACCAUUUUACGUACCUUCGUUGCGCGGCUGCAUACCUUUGAACUAUUUGCAUUUGCUUGACCUUGACGCGUAGUCUGAUAUGACAACUGGUGUUUUUGCCACUGAUGCUUGCUUGUUGAUGUUUCUGUAGCUAGUGAUGUGUUUGACUACUUCGAAUUCAUCAACCUGUAUCUGACUUGUGCGCUCUGUAGUUGAUCACGCCUUGUGUUUUAUGUUUUGCGAUUUUAGUUCUUUGUGCAUUGAUUCUCUCGACCAUGAUACACUGAUGUUUCUUUGACGCUCGUCGUCGCGCUCUUUCUGCUGCUUCUGAGAACUAGCGGAGGCGCGGUUCUGAAGCUGAUUCAGAUUAGUGCAUGUUGUUCGUGGCUUGCAUCAGAGUUGGCCCGGGAUCGAU
Messenger RNA from Amoebophrya sp. A120, 6427 nucleotides. The record is from the annotation of a GenBank genome assembly. Lineage: Eukaryota; Dinophyceae; Syndiniales; Amoebophryaceae.